UUGGAGGUUUGUGAAACUAGAAUCAAAACAAUAACGGUAGAAAAAUCGGUUAAAAUUCGUUCGGUACAAAUCGUGACAUUCUGCGCACUGACUUUUGUACGGUAUGACUAAACAUGCUGACGUGAUAUAUAAAGUAGUGAUGCAAUAUAUAAUUUAAUUUGUGUUCGUAUGGAACAGUGAGACGGACCUACUGAGUGCUUAAACUAUUAUCAUUUUUUGGAAUUAAUAAAUAAUUGAGACACCAUGGGGAAAGGUCAUAAGAAAAAAAAGUCCAAACAACAGCAACAACAACAACAAGGAUUAGCAGCUGCUCAGGAACAACAAGUGGGAACAUCAGUUGCACAUCAGCAACAGCAGCAAAGGCAAGAUACUUCUCCGCAGCAACCAAAAACACCACCAGGUCCUCCGCAGCAACCAAAAAUACCACCAGGUCCUCCGGAACAACAAAAAACACCGCCAGGUCCUCCGCAGCAACAAAAAACACCACCAGGUCCUCAGCACCAACAACAAUCACAAUGGGGUCCACAGAAGCAGCAACAAGGACGUGGUAUUUCUCCGCACCAACAACAAGGACGAGGUAUUUCUCCGCACCAACAACAAGGACGAGGUAUUCCUCCGCACCAACAACAAGGACGAGGUAUUUUCCCGCACCAACAACGAGGACGAGGUAUUUCUCCGCACCAACAACAAUCCGGUCGUCAGGAGCAGCAACAAGGACCAUGGCGUUCACAGCAGCAACAACAAACGCCACCUGGUCCUCAACAGCAACAACGAGUACCAUGGGGUCCACAGCAGCAACAACAAACGCCACCUGGUCCUCAACAGCAACAACGAGGACCAUGGGGUUCACAGCAGCAACAACAAACGCCACCUGGUCCUCAACAGCAACAACGAGGACCAUGGGGUUCACAGCAGCAACAACAAACGCCACCUGGUCCUCAACAGCAACAACGAGUACCAUGGGGUCCACAGAAGCAACAACAAAUAUCACCUAGUCCUCAGCAACUACAACAAACACCACCUGGUUUUCAGCAGCCACAACAAGUGCCACCUGGUUUUCAGCAACACCAACAAAUGCUCCCUAGUCCACAGCAGCAACAACAAAUGCCACCUGAUCUUCAGCAACAACAGAAAACACCCCCUAGACCUCAGCAAGAACAAACAUCACAAGAACCUGGACAAAAACAAAUUACAACUUAUAGAAGUGAUAGAUUUACUGUGGGGAAAUUAACAAGUGCUAUGCAGAAUAUGUACUUGGAACAAAUACCAAAGAGAAAGGCUGCCAAAGGAGGAGUUAUGGGUCGGCCAAUUAUUGUGGAGACGAAUAUGCUAAAAAUCAUUUUGGAUAAGUUACAAACACAUGUUGUCCAUUAUGAUGUAAUUAUUGAACCAGACAAGCCGAAGUUUCUGAUGAGACCAGUAUUUGAAGAAUAUAGGAAAUUGCAUUUUCCAAGCAGAUAUCCAGCGUUCGAUGGGAAGAAAAAUGCGUAUAGUGCGAAAGAACUUCCUUUCGGUGAUAUAAGUGAAGAAGAUGAAGUGAAAGUUUACGAUGUUGAACGUCAACAGGAUCGUCCGUUCAAGGUUUAUUUAAAGAGAGCAGCAGUUAUUGAUUUAUCAUGGUUAAAGAAAAUUAAUUUUGGAUUCAUGGAUUUGCAAAGUGAACAGAGUGGUAUGCAAGCUUUGGAGAUCAUUCUGAAACAUGGGUCAGCAAAUACCUGUGUCAGUGUGGGCAGAUCACUUUUUCCACAUCCAGAACCAGGUAGAGUUGUGGCAUUAUCAAAUGGCUUAGACUUGUGGGUUGGAAUUUUCCAGUCUGCUGUAAUCGGAUGGAAACCAUACUUGAAUGUGGAUGUUGCCCACAAAGGAUUUCCAUCUCCUCAAAUGAUUAUCGACUUAAUGAAAGAAAUGUGCAAACAUCCGAAGGAUGAACAUCCCCUGGAAAAUAUAACACCAGAGGAUGUAAGCCGCAAUGCGGAUAAAAUAACGAAGUAUUUGAAAGGAUUAAAAAUUCAGUAUGAAAUACCAGGACAAAGUAAUAGUAGGAGGACAUACAGAGUUAACGGAUUAGUUGAAUGCCCGAGACAAAAUAAAUUCACUUUAGAAAACGGACAACAAUGCACAGUUGAGAAUUAUUUUAUUCAGCAAAAAAGAUAUAGGUUGCAAUAUCCAGAGUUGCCAUGCCUUUGGGUAGGAUCACGGUCUAAUGAACGUAGAAUACAUUUACCAGCAGAGUUGUGUACAAUCGUAGCGGGGCAGGUGAUACAAAGAAAAAUGGAUGACAGUCAAACAUCGAAAUUGAUUAGAUAUGCUGCAACUGACACUCAAAGACGUAAAGAGAAGAUUAUGCACGGAUUUAGAAAGAUGAAACUAAAUGAACAGCCGACACUUUCGAAAGAAUUUAACUUGUCUGUAAAUUGUGAGUUUGAAAAAGUACCGGCUAGAGUACUGGAAGCUCCUGUAUUGGAAUACAAGGCAAAGACAAGGGUAAACGUAAUCAAAGGAGUGUGGCGAGCUACCGGCUUUAAAUUGGCAACCAGAUUAGCAGACAAUGAGUGGACUAUUUUGAAUUUGGAUAAAUUCACACAAGAACGUACAAUACAGGAUAGUUUACAUAUUCAAUUACGGACAGGCGCGGAGAGCAUUAAUAUGCAUAUUGGAAAAGCGCUAACCCCAUUUGUAACUUUAAAUAUACAAGGAAGAAACCUGACUACUAUAUCUCAAUAUUUUGCCGAAAAAAAGAGGCAGAAUCUAAAAUUGAUUGUGGUGAUAAUACCGAAUUUGGAUAAUGCGUAUAGUUUAGUGAAACAGAUAUCUGAAUUGAGAACAGCAGGCGGUAUAGUUACUCAAGUCUUAAAGGCACAAACUUUAAAAAAAUUAUCCCAAGCAACAAUUACAAAUAUUUUGUUGAAAAUUAAUUCAAAACUUAACGGUAUUAACCAUGAGAUCUUAGAAAACCCACCUUGCUUAAAACAGCCAUAUAUGUUAGUUGGGGCAGACGUAACUCAUCCAUCCCCCGAUUCUACAGAUAUACCUUCAAUUGCCGCGGUUGCUGCCAGUUAUAAUGCAAAUGCUUUUCAAUAUAAGAUUGAAUUAAGACUUCAGCCGCCUAGAGAAGAAAUGAUUCAGGAUCUUGAGACGAUAAUGCGAAUCAUGUUAUCGAACUUUCAUUCAACCGCACGUGUAAAGCCAACCAAAAUCAUCUUUUACCGUGACGGUGUAAGCGAAGGACAGCUACCUCAAGUAAUGCAUUAUGAAUUGUCUGCUAUAAAAAGAGCUAUCGCGAAAAUGGGAAACGGCGAUGAUAAAAUUCCAAUAACUUUCCUCGUCGUUCAAAAGAGACAUCACAUACGUCUCUUCCCUACUGAUAGAAGAAAUUCGGAUGACAGGAACUUCAAUGUGCAAGCUGGAACCGUCGUUGAUACUAACAUCACACAUCCAACACAUAUAGAUUUUUAUCUUGUAUCACACGCUAGUAUUCAAGGCACUGCUAGGCCUACGAAGUAUAGAUGUAUCUGCAACGAAAGUGAUCUGUCGGAAGAUGAGAUUGAACAGUUGACAUACUACCUUUGUCAUAUGUUCGCUCGUUGCACGAGGUCUGUUAGCUACCCUGCACCCACUUAUUACGCUCAUUUGGCUGCGUUCAGAGCUAGAGCAUUGAUACACGGUGUACCUUUAAACAUUAACAACCUCGAAGAAGAACAACGAGUGAAAAUGUCUUUACAAAUGAAAGAUACACCUAUGUUUUUCGUUUGAAGAUACUUAUUCAUAUAUCCUUUUAUUUUCGUAGAGUGGAAAGUUUUAUCAUCUUUAAUUAUUAUAUUAUAUCGUAUAUAAAUACGCACUACGAGGUAAAGGUAUUCAUAUACAGCUAUUUUAUAUCUUCAGCUGCUAAUAGCAUUUAUAAUAUGUCGAAUUAAAAAUGAUUUAUAUGUUAUAUAUUUUAAUAAUUUUGUAAAAAUUUAGUUAUUUGUUGUUGUGGAAACUGAUAGGAGCAAAUUUGAUAUUAAACAUUAUUUUAAAAAUA
Molecule: messenger RNA, 4024 nt
Organism: Megalopta genalis
Lineage: Eukaryota; Metazoa; Arthropoda; Insecta; Hymenoptera; Halictidae
Source: RefSeq, a predicted model, not a curated record